Messenger RNA from Theobroma umbraticum, 2652 nucleotides. Its product is annotated as Glycosyl hydrolase family protein. NCBI's taxonomy places the organism in Eukaryota, Viridiplantae, Streptophyta, Magnoliopsida, Malvales, Malvaceae. The record is from RefSeq and is a predicted model, not a curated record. Gene Ontology annotation, molecular function: alpha-L-arabinofuranosidase activity; xylan 1,4-beta-xylosidase activity. Gene Ontology annotation, biological process: arabinan catabolic process; xylan catabolic process.
UCUCCGAAUCAUCCCAAAGAUAUUAAUUAAGUCCUAAUCAUGGUCAAGCUCGCUGCUUAUAUCCAGCUACCAGUCUUACGAUCCUCACUUGUCAAUCUCAGAGAAACAGAGAGAGAGAGAGAGAGAGAGAGAGAGAGAAAAUACACAUUCAAGCUGACUGCCAGAAGCGCCCUUUCAUCAUCCCAUGUCUCUCCAACAUAGAUCCCUCUUCUUCCUCUUACAACUUCUCACUUUACUCAUUCCAAUCUCCUCAUCAAACCCAAACCCGCAAUUCCCAUGCGAACCACCCUACUUUAACUCCUACCCAUUCUGCAACACUUCCCUGUCCAUCACAGACAGAGCUCAAUCUCUCACUUCUCUUCUGACUCUCCAAGAAAAGAUCCAACAGUUGUCCAACAAUGCCUCGGGAAUUCCUAGACUUGGAAUUCCUCCUUAUGAAUGGUGGUCAGAGUCUCUUCAUGGGGUCGCCAGUAAUGGCCCUGGAGUUUCCUUUAAUGGCAUUGUUAAAGCAGCAACAAGUUUCCCUCAGGUUCUUGUCACGUCUGCUUCUUUUAAUAGGACCCUUUGGUUCAAGAUUGGCUUGGCUAUUGGUGUUGAGGCUAAAGCCAUGUAUAACGUUGGACAAGCUGGUUUGACUUUCUGGGCACCUAAUAUUAACAUUUUCAGGGACCCCAGAUGGGGGAGAGGCCAGGAGACUCCUGGUGAAGAUCCCAUGGUCGUUUCAGCUUAUGCUGUUGAGUUUGUAAAGGGUUUCCAGGGUCUGUCCUGGGGAGAUAGUGGAAAAUUAAGAGAUAGGUUUAGAGGAAAGAGGGCACUUAGAGGAGAUAAUCAUCAUGAUGAUGAUGACGAGAGAGGUCAUAGACUUAUGAAUUCUGCUUGUUGCAAGCAUUUCAUUGCUUAUGACUUGGAGAAGUGGGAGACGUUCAGCAGAUAUAGCUUCAAUGCAGUGGUUACAAAGCAAGAUAUGGAGGAUACAUAUGAGCCACCAUUUCGUAGUUGUAUCCAACAAGGUAAAGCAAGCUGCUUGAUGUGUUCCUACAAUGCUAUUAAUGGGGUGCCAGCUUGCGCACGAGGAGAUCUUUUACAAAAAGCUCGAAAUGAAUGGGGCUUCAAAGGAUACAUCACCUCAGAUUGUGAUGCUGUGGCAACAGUACAAGAAUACCAGAAUUACACAAGAAUACCUGAGGAUGCUGUUGCCGAUGUUCUUAAAGCAGGAAUGGAUAUUAACUGUGGAUCAUAUCUGGUUCGACAUACUCAGACCACAAUUGAACAAGGAAAGUUGCAAGAAAAGGACAUUGAUAGAGCUCUUCUAAAUCUUUUCUCAGUUCAACUCCGUCUUGGGCUGUUUGAUGGAGACCCCAGAAAGGGGCAGUUUGGAAAGUUGGGACAACAAGAAAUUUGUACCUCACAGCACAAGAUGCUAGCACUUGAAGCAGCAAGGCAGGGGAUCGUUCUUCUGAAGAACAAGAAAAAGUUCCUGCCUUUGAACAGAAAUGCUGUUUCUUCCUUAGCUAUUAUUGGUCCAAUGGCUAACAACAUAAGCAAUAUGGGUGGUGGCUACACAGGUGUUCCAUGUGAUCCAAAGAGCCUUUUUGAGGGACUGCAAGGCUAUGUAAAGCAGGCAUCUUAUGCAUCUGGUUGCUCUGAUGUGCCUUGUGAUUCCGAUGCUGGGUUCAAUGAAGCAAUUCUUACUGCCAAGAAAGCUGAUUUUGUGAUUGUAAUUGCUGGGCUGGAUUUGUCCCAAGAAACUGAAGAUCAUGACCGAGUUAGUCUCCUCUUGCCUGGUAAACAGAUGGCCCUGGUAUCUUCUAUUGCCGCAGCAAGUGAAAAACCGAUAAUUCUUGUUCUUACUGGUGGUGGACCCCUUGAUGUUUCAUUUGCUGAAGGAGACCUGAAGAUUGCAAGCAUUCUCUGGGUUGGAUACCCUGGGGAAGCUGGUGGAAAGGCACUUGCAGAGGUCAUCUUUGGUGAUUACAAUCCAGGUGGAAGACUUCCGAUGACUUGGUAUCCUGAGUCGUUUACGAGAGUACCAAUGAAUGAUAUGGACAUGCGUGCUGAUCCUUUUCGUGGUUAUCCUGGGAGAACCUACCGGUUUUACACUGGAAAAAGAGUCUAUGGCUUUGGACAAGGCUUAAGCUAUACUGAUUUCACCUACAAAUUCUUGUUCGCUCCAAGAAAACUAAGUUUAUCAAAGUCUUUUACAGGCACCUCAAGUAAGAAUAUAUUGCACCAGAGACAAGUACUUGAUUCUGUACACGUUGAUGAGGUGACAUCAUGUGAUUCAUUGAGAUUCUAUGUGCAUAUUUCUGUAACAAAUGUUGGAGAUAUGGAUGGAAGCCAUGUUGUCCUGUUGUUCUCUAGAGCACCAAAAAUUUUUCAGGGCACUCCAGAGAAACAGUUGAUUGCAUUUGAUCGCAUACAUACUAGUUCAUACAGAUCAACUAAAACAAGCAUUUUAGUAGAUCCUUGUAACCACCUUAGCAUUGCGAAUGAACAUGGAGAAAGGAUAUUGCCCCUCGGUGAUCAUGUUUUAACAUUAGGAGAUUUGGAGCACUCACUUUCAGUUGAAACUUAUUGAUGCCUUCAAGAAUCUGAAAGAAUAUGUAUCACUUGCAUGGUCAUUUUUUAAUAAUAGUAUGCAAAUUGUUUCAA